Molecule: messenger RNA, 2269 nt
Organism: Chaetomium fimeti
Lineage: Eukaryota; Fungi; Ascomycota; Sordariomycetes; Sordariales; Chaetomiaceae
Product: cyclophilin-like domain-containing protein
Exons: 1
Coding region: 207-1802 (531 amino acids)
Biological process (GO): protein peptidyl-prolyl isomerization; protein folding
Cellular component (GO): catalytic step 2 spliceosome
Molecular function (GO): peptidyl-prolyl cis-trans isomerase activity
Source: RefSeq, a predicted model, not a curated record
UGCAUAUCGUGCCGGCGGCAGCAGGAAAAUGGCAAGCUUCAACGCGAGUCAACCGAGCUUUGGAGAUCUCAUUCUCGCAAUCUUGCAUCACCAGCCCACCACCAUUCGGUCGCCUGCCUAGCUCCACGGCACCAACUAGAUGCGAAUAACCUACGCUUCCUAAAGUCUGCCUUUAAGGCAUUUCUGCCAGAUUCCCCAACCCGACAAUGUCGUCCAUCUACAAUCUCGAACCGCAACCGACCGCGUCGGCCGUCAUCCACACAACACAGGGGGAGAUCGCGAUUGAGCUCUUUGCGAAACAGACACCCCUGACGUGCCGCAACUUUCUGCAGCUUAGCCUGGAUGGAUACUACGACAAUACCAUCUUCCACCGUCUCGUCCCCGGCUUCAUUCUCCAGGGCGGCGAUUCGACUGGCACCGGACAUGGAGGAGAGUCGAUAUACGAUGGCGGCGCAUUCGGCGGCGAUUUGGAUCCGUGGCCGAUGGAUCAGCGCAAAGGACAAAACGCCGGACCUAUGGGAGUGGGUUUCCGGGAUGAAUUCCACUCGCGAUUAAAGUUCAAUCGCCGCGGUCUCCUGGGCAUGGCCAAUGAGGGUGCUCCCAACAGCAACGGGAGCCAGUUCUUCUUCACCUUGGGCAAAUCUGAGGAAUUGACAAACAAGAACACCGUGUUUGGCCGGGUGGCUGGUGAUACCAUCUACAACUUGGCCAAAAUGGGCGAGGCGGAGGUUGCAGAGGGUACCGAGCGCCCCCUGUACCAAAUGAAAAUUAUCCGCGUCGAAAUUCUUAUCAAUCCGUUCGAUGACAUGAAGAAGAGAGAGAGGAAGGUGCGACAACAGGUACCACCGCCUGCUCCCGCAGAGAAGAAGCAGAAGAAAAGGAAAGGAGGCAAGCAGCUCUUGAGCUUCGGUGACGAGGAAGGUGAUGCCGAGGACCUUCCAGUCAUCAAAAAGGCUAAGUUCGACACAAGGAUCGUGAUGGAUGUGGACGAAGAGCCCGUCCAGAAAGCCAUCCCGGUCAGGUCGUCGGUAAAGAAAGAGAAGAAGGCACUGAACAAGGAGGUGCAGGCUUCAGAAAAACGCCCGGCGUCGCCUCGGAAGGGCGCCGAGAUCCCGGAACCAGAUAUGGUAUCAAAGCCAUCACAAUCCAAAACAUACGGCAGUGAAAGGUCCAGCCCUGAGGCCGAAGAGCCCCCGAAAAAGUCUCUUCUGGAACGAACUAAUGAAGAGAUUGCGGCGGUCAAGGCAUCAAUGAAACGGACAACCCAUGCGGAGCCUGUCAAAGAAAAAAUGAAAUCGUCGCUCGAGUUGAUGGUACCAGAGACAUCGACGCGCGGGCGAAAGCGGCGGCCCGGGGCCACAAGCACAAGGGAGGAACAAGAAGCCCUCGCGUUCCUAACAGCAUUUCGAUCAAAACUGGAACAUGCGCCAGCCGAGAAAAAGACUUCUCAGCCCCUGGUGAACGAACCAGGGGAGGAAGGCGACCAGGAUGAGGAAGCAGAGGUCUGCGACCUGCAUUUCAUUUCUAACUGCCAAAGCUGUAAAGCCUGGGAUAAGGAGGACCAGGAUGAAAGCGACGACGAAGGCUGGAUGUCUCACACACUGAGCUUCGCGGCCGAUAAACUAGGGAAAGACCUGAGCUAUCGGAAGAAAGCCGAGGAAGAGCUGGUUGUCAUCGACCCUCUCGAAAAGGCUAGAACUCUCAAGGAGGACAAGAAGGCAAUGAGGGAUGCGCGCUCCGGCGGAUCUUCUCGGGCCUGGGACAAGGAUCGCGGUCGCGAUAGAGAUGGGAGCGCGCGUUGAGGCGAAAGUAGCGGAAUGGAUGUAGCGCGAAGUUUGCCGCGAAGGCACUUCUAUCUCUGAGAUACCCACGGGCAGUUCUAACCGUCCGCCUGAAGCUAGUCGUGUUGGAUAUACAGACCAUGCAAACGCCCCCCUUGCUCCUCUACAUCAAGCAGCCUGAGGUUGGACGUGCAAUUUGUAUAAUGGCUACCUACCUACAAAAUAUGUGUAUAUGUGCAUGUAGACUUAGACUUCUCCUUCUCUAUCCUUGACGUCACCGCACUCCCAAACUGGCCCACUUCAAGCCCAUCAACUAAGAGAAGGUCUCAUGGUUCGUGGAUGUGAGAAGCUGAAGUGGGGCCCAGACAUCAUGCCCGUUUUGACACCUGGCUGAAUCUAGCCCAAGGCCAGCAACUCAGCGCUGGCCAAUCCGCUCAUAGUUGCCGAAUGAUGUCCUCAGACAACAUGAAGAGAAUACGGAUCUGCCC